Molecule: messenger RNA, 1605 nt
Organism: Tetrahymena thermophila SB210
Lineage: Eukaryota; Ciliophora; Oligohymenophorea; Hymenostomatida; Tetrahymenidae
Product: Gar1/NAF1 RNA-binding region protein
Exons: 1
Biological process (GO): box H/ACA snoRNP assembly; ribosome biogenesis; pseudouridine synthesis
Cellular component (GO): sno(s)RNA-containing ribonucleoprotein complex
Molecular function (GO): RNA binding
Source: RefSeq, a predicted model, not a curated record
AUGGAUCAAGAAGAUAUAUAAUAGUAAUUCUCUUAAGAAAAUUAGAAUAUUUAGUUUGUUAAUACAAAUACUACAUCUAACAUUUUACCCAUCACUGUUUAGAAUUCAGAGUAGCUAAACAUAGAAAAUUAGCAGGAUCCUACAACUCUGUAAGCUGAUAACUAAAAAUAGGUAACAUACUACUUUAGGGAUUCAGACUAAUCUGAAUGGAGUUCAAGUGAAAGUGAGGGAGAAGAUAAUUAAAAUGAAGACAACUUAUAAGAAAAUUAAAUUGAAUAAGAAGAAAAUAAUAUGGAAAAUGAUUAAGCUAAUAAAAAGAAGAAAAAUAAAAAUAAGAAUACCAAAAAAUAUGAUGAAGAUUUUUUUGAAGAAGAGGAUAUUGUAAUUGAUCCUAAAGGUGAAUAAAUGAAAACCAAAAAUGAAGCAAAGCCUUAAAAGUAUGAAAAGUUUGAAUCAGACAUGGAAAGACUUGUAAGAUUUGGAGUUUAAUUUAAAGGAAACGAGGUUUUGGUAGAGCUUGGAUAAAUUAUGACUAUAGUAGAUGACAAGAUCAUUAUUGCUACUAACAAUGAAAUGAGAGAAGCAGAAAAAAGAAUCAUUGUUGACCUCGACAAUAUUAUAUUUAAUGAAUAAAAAAAUAUUAUUGGAAAUGUAGAUGAUGUAUUUGGAAAUAUUAAAAAUCCAUUUUAUUGUGUUAUUAUAGACAAAUACACUGAGGAAAUGAUAGCUUAGAAGAGAUUAUAAGUAGGUUAAAAAGUUUAUAUGAUUGAAGGUUAUAAUAAGUUGUUAAUGAAAGCCUAAUUAGAAUUCCUGUUAAGAUAAAAAGGAUGCGAUGCUUCAAAUAGAUUUGAUGAAGAAGUGCUAAAUGACAAUGAAAUAGAGUAUUCAGAUGAUGAAAUGGAGUCAAAAGCUAAAACUAAAAGAAAUAACAAAGAGAGAAAAUAAGAUUUGGAAGAUGUAGAAGAAGAAGUUAGAAAUGAAGAAAAGCAAAAUCCUAUUAAAUAAAAGAAGAAUAAGAAAAUUAUGGUCAUGAAAAAUGAAAAUGGUGUUUUAAAAAGAAUAUUUUUAAAGCCUUCUGAGUUUGAAAGCUUGAAAAAUAAUCCUAAUAACAAGAUACAGCAGCUUCCAUCAGGAUAUAAUCCAAAUAAAUUCCCUAAAGGUGGUAAUCCAAAUAAUUAAUAGUAAUAAUUCAGUAUUCCAAGUGGAUAAAAUCCUCACUAUUAGAAGCCCAACUAUUAAUAAAAUAAAUAAUAUAGGCCAAAUAAUAAUCCAAAUUAUUAGAAAUAAAACUACUAUUAGAAUUAGCAAAAUUAUUAAGGAUAGCAAUCUUCUUAAAAUUAUUAAUACUAGCAAUAAACUCCAUUUACAAAUUACUAAAACUAAUAACAAUAAUAUGGCUAUCAAAAUUAAUAGCAGUUUAAUCAAAUUCCCUAGCAAUAGUAGUAAUAUUAUCAAAAUAAUGAUUACUAAUAAAAUUAAUAAAAUAAUUAAGACCAAAAUUUCUAAAAUUAAAACAACUAUUAAAACUUUAACAAUAUGUAGCAAUAAUAAUAGCACUACCAAUAAUCACCUUAAAAUUUUCAAUAAAACAAUUAAAUGAAUUGA